Messenger RNA from Rhagoletis zephyria (snowberry fruit fly), 1177 nucleotides. Its product is annotated as phosphatidylinositol N-acetylglucosaminyltransferase subunit A-like. The record is from RefSeq and is a predicted model, not a curated record. Gene Ontology annotation, molecular function: phosphatidylinositol N-acetylglucosaminyltransferase activity. Gene Ontology annotation, cellular component: glycosylphosphatidylinositol-N-acetylglucosaminyltransferase (GPI-GnT) complex. Gene Ontology annotation, biological process: GPI anchor biosynthetic process. NCBI's taxonomy places the organism in Eukaryota, Metazoa, Arthropoda, Insecta, Diptera, Tephritidae.
AGCCAAUCACAGCUGACAACAACAAUUGUGUAUAAAAGAAUUGCUCUGUGUGAACGCGAAGGGCAACACCAAAAGAGAAGUUGCCGAAAAUGAGCAACAAAAGUUUCUCUGUGUGAACCCAGCUUAAACAAAUGCCAAUCACUUUGUUUACUUUGAGAAAUGCUAUCAAUGAAGGGAACAGCUGAUCGCAAGUUUCUUCAGUAAUCACACGCAGCUAAACAAAUGAAUUCUUGUUUUUAUUUUUGAGAAAAUGCGAAUAUGUAUGGUUACAGAUUUUUUUUAUCCAAGUAUAGGUGGAGUAGAAGAACACGUUUUCAAUUUGUCACAGAUCCUAUUAAGCCACGGACAUAAAGUCAUUGUGUUAACACACUGCUAUGGUGAUUGUAAAGGUAUUCGUUACUUAACCAAUGGAUUAAAAGUAUAUUAUUUACCAAUUAAACCGUUCUACAAUCAGUGUAUACUUCCCACAAUUUUAUGCCAAAUACCACUUAUACGAUGCGUACUGUUGCGGGAAUGCAUUGAGGUAGUGCACGGACACUCGGCAUUUAGCACGCUGGCACAUGAAGCCAUGAUUAUUGGCAAUAUGCUGGGCCUGAGGACUGUUUUUACGGAUCACAGUCUUUUUGGGUUUGCUGAUUUGUCAGCGGUUUUCACUAACAAAAUGCUGGAGAUAAAUUUGGCUAAUGUAAACCACUGCAUCUGCGUCUCUCACAUUGGUAAAGAAAACACUGUAUUACGAGCACGCAUACCAAAAGAAAAAGUUUCCGUCAUUCCAAAUGCUGUUGACACUGCCCUAUUUACACCAGAUCCAAGUAANUUUGUCAAUGGCGGUGUUCAUGUUGAGGGGUAUGGUGCUAUGAAAACAGCUCACGAACAAAAAAGUGCGACACUGACAAAAUCACGACAUGUAAACUCAGGUAUGCAUAAGGUAAAACACGCAAAGAAUACCGGAGCUUUUAAGGGUAUUGAAGACAUGGAAGCUGUGCUUUGCCCAUAUAAAUGUAAUGAGAUUGUUUCUACACUCUACAACUGGGAGAAUGUUACGCAAAGGACAGAAAGGGUAUAUGCGCGUAUUUUGGUCGAACCUGAAAAAUCGCUAGGUGCUCUACUUUGGGGUUACCUGCGCAGCAAAGUAUGGCCAUUCCUUUUGGUUAUAUCUAUGGCCCAUAUACUGCUA